AUGGGAAAGGCGGUAUCUAAGCUAUCGAAAGAUGACCUCAAAUCGCUUCGACUGGCAACAUAUUUCGACAAAAGAGAGUUACAGCAAUGGUAUAAAGGGUUCUUGAGAGACUGUCCCUCAGGACAGUUGUCAGAAGAAGAAUUUGCUAAGGUUUUUAAACAGUUCUUUCCCUUUGGUGAUCCCACUGACUAUUGCCACUAUCUUUUUAGAGUAUUCGAUGUGGAUAACUCCAAGUACAUAGACUUCAAAGAAUUUAUAAUUGCGCUAUCCAUAACGAGCCGUGGGUCGCUCGAACAAAAAUUAAAUUGGAGUUUCAAGUUGUACGAUUCUAAAAAAGCAGGUAAAUUGAGCUACAAGGAUAUAGUGGUAGUGACAUCUGCUAUUUAUAAAAUGAUAGGCUCAAUGGUACUGCUUCCUGAAGACGAGAAGACACCAGAAGCAAGAGCAACUAAAUUUUUCACGCUUCUUGAAAAGGAUAAAGAUGUAGAUACGAUCAAUUUAGACGAUUUUAAGAGAUUGCUGAAAUUGGAUCCCUCCAUUACGAACGCAUUGAAUUCAUACGAAGGUUUGGUAUAA
Molecule: messenger RNA, 576 nt
Organism: Dujonia railenensis
Lineage: Eukaryota; Fungi; Ascomycota; Pichiomycetes; Serinales; Debaryomycetaceae
Source: the annotation of a GenBank genome assembly